AUGGCGCGGCUCUCCGGUCUCCAGCGGGAGGUGCUAUCCCUGUACCGGCAGUGCCUGCGCGAGGUCCGCAAGAAGCCUAUCGACGCUCAAUCCAAUUUCAAAAACUACGCCCGCGCGGAAUUCCAAAAACAUCGCUCGGUGAAUAAGAAGGACUUUAGUGCCGUGGAAUAUCUGCUACGAAAAGGUCAUCGCCAGCUGGAGAUGUAUGCGUCUCCGGGCAUUCGCAAUAUCCGAUGA
Messenger RNA from Penicillium daleae, 237 nucleotides. Its product is annotated as succinate dehydrogenase assembly factor 1. The transcript has 3 exons. NCBI's taxonomy places the organism in Eukaryota, Fungi, Ascomycota, Eurotiomycetes, Eurotiales, Aspergillaceae. The record is from RefSeq and is a predicted model, not a curated record. The coding region runs from base 1 to 237 and encodes 78 amino acids. Gene Ontology annotation, biological process: mitochondrial respiratory chain complex II assembly. Gene Ontology annotation, cellular component: mitochondrion.